Molecule: messenger RNA, 989 nt
Organism: Betta splendens (Siamese fighting fish)
Lineage: Eukaryota; Metazoa; Chordata; Actinopteri; Anabantiformes; Osphronemidae
Gene: fuom
Product: fucose mutarotase
Exons: 6
Coding region: 67-468 (133 amino acids)
Biological process (GO): fucose metabolic process
Molecular function (GO): fucose binding; racemase and epimerase activity, acting on carbohydrates and derivatives
Source: RefSeq, a predicted model, not a curated record
GACGAAUGCGGAAGUAGACAGCGGUGACUAUCACACGUCGCUUCUCUCCUCUCUGGGUCUAACAAAAUGGUAGUGUUGAAGGGAAUCCCGUCCGUCCUGUCGCCCGAACUUCUCUAUGCCCUAGCAAAAAUGGGACACGGCGAUGAACUGGUUCUCGCUGAUGCAAACUUCCCGACGUCGUCAGUUUGUGCUUGUGGUCCAACAGAGAUCCGAGCAGACGGUUUAGGAAUCCCACAGCUUUUGGAGGCGAUUCUAAAGUUGCUGCCCCUGGACACCUAUGUCCCUUCUCCAGCGGCGGUCAUGGAUCUGGUGGACGGUGACAAACAGAGAGGCGUAGCCGUUCCUGUGUGGGACACCUAUAGGCGUCUCCUGCAUCAGGUUGUGUCUGAGACUCCGCUGGAGGAAGUGGAAAGGUUUGCUUUCUAUGAACGAGCCAAGAAAGCCUUCGCCGUCGUAGCAACAGGAUAAAGCCUUGCGUCUUCGCUUAAAGGAACAGGAUGCGAGGCCAGGCUCUGGACCUGACCUGUCAUCCAAAUCUUCAUGUUGGGGUCAAUGUGAUACGGAGCAUCAGCUUUGUUCUCUGGAGGCUCCACUUCUACCUUCCUAUCCUGGAACACAGAUAUUAUAUGACUGCUGCCCAAACACAACCUUAGGAACCACACAAACUGAUGAAAGAUCUUUUUUUUUUUUUUAUGACUCCACGCUGUCUUUUUUGCAGUGUUACAUACCGAGGGUCCGUAUGGCUUUGCUGCGGUGCCAAUUAUCAUCGAAACGCAGACUAUUAUCGCAAACCUGCGAUUAAAAAAACAAUACAUAACAGAGUAUUCAUUUCCAAACCCAUUUAAAGGGCGACUUCACGUACUUCACCUACCUGGUCAUGGCGUCUGUCCUCUCAGCUCAGUGUUUAGGAUGUGUAAUAAGUUCCUACUCGGCUCAUCUGCUGUCAAAGCUCCAGAUCAAAGUUCCACCAAUAAACCAGUUCAGCUACA